AUGGAGAGUCUUCAGGCAGAAAGGAACAAACCAACCAAGAAUAUGAUUAACAUCAAUAGCUGCCUGGAAGAGGUCUUUGGCUGUGCCAUUAAGGCUGCCUAUCCAGUUUUGGAAAACCCUCCACUGAUAGUGACACCCAGUCAGCAGCCCAAGUUUGGAGACUAUCAGUGUAAUAGUGCUAUGGGCAUCUGUCAGAUGCUUAAAACCAAGGAACAGAAAGUUAAUCCAAGAGAAAUUGCUGAAAACAUUGUCAAACACCUCCCGGACAAUGAAUAUAUUGAGAAAGUUGAAAUUGCUGGUCCUGUUCCAUCAGAAAUCCUAACAGUUGAAUUACAGUCCAAGCUAAUGUUUAAGCCUUGUUUAUUAUUAAAUGUUAUUAAUGAAUGUGUUAGCAAAAGAAAAUGUUUAUACCCCCCUCUAAAAAAUCUUUAUUAUUUAUCCCAGGUUAUAGUUGACUUUUCCUCUCCCAACAUAGCUAAAGAGAUGCAUGUAGGCCACCUCCGGUCAACAAUCAUAGGCGAGAGCAUGUGCCGCCUCUUUGAGUUCGCAGGAUAUAACGUGCUGAGAUUAAACCAUGUAGGAGACUGGGGAACCCAGUUUGGCAUGCUCAUUGCUCACCUGCAAGAUAAAUUUCCAGAUUACCUAACAGUUUCACCUCCCAUUGGGGAUCUUCAGGCUUUUUAUAAGGAAUCCAAGAAGAGAUUUGAUACUGAGGAGGAAUUUAAGAAGCGAGCAUAUCAGUGUGUUGUUUUGCUCCAGAGUAAAAAUCCAGACAUCAUAAAAGCUUGGAAACUUAUCUGUGAUGUCUCCCGCCAAGAGUUUAAUAAAAUCAAUGAGGCAUUGGACAUCUCUUUAAUAGAGAGGGGAGAAUCCUUCUAUCAAGAUAAGAUGCAUGAUAUUGUAAAGGAAUUUGAAGAUAGAGGAUUUGUGCAAGUGGACGAUGGCAGAAAGAUUGUGUUUGUUCCAGGAUGUUCUGUACCAUUAACCAUAGUAAAAUCGGAUGGAGGUUAUACCUAUGAUACAUCUGACCUGGCUGCCAUUAAACAAAGACUGUUUGAGGAAAAAGCAGAUAUGAUCAUCUAUGUGGUGGACAAUGGACAAUCCUUACACUUCCAGACAAUAUUUGGUGCUGCUCAAAUGAUUGGUUGGUAUGACCCUGAAGUAACUCGAGUGUCUCAUGCUGGAUUUGGUGUGGUGCUGGGGGAAGACAAGAAGAAGUUUAAAACACGAUCAGGUGAAACAGUGCGCCUCAUUGACCUCCUAGAAGAAGGACUAAAACGCUCCAUGGACAAAUUGAAGGAAAAAGAAAGAGACAAGGUCUUAACCACAGAGGAAUUGAAGGCUGCUCAGACAUCUGUUGCUUAUGGCUGUAUCAAAUAUGCUGAUCUUUCCCAUAACCGGCUGAAUGACUAUAUCUUCUCCUUUGACAAAAUGCUGGAUGACAGAGGAAAUACAGCAGCUUACUUAUUGUAUGCCUUCACUAGAAUCAGGUCGAUUGCACGUCUGGCCAAUAUUGAUGAAGAGAUGCUCCGGAAAGCCGCUCGAGAGACCAAAAUCAUUUUGGACCACGAGAAGGAAUGGAAACUAGGCCGGUGCAUUUUGCGGUUCCCUGAGGUUCUGCAGAAGAUUCUAGAUGACUUACUUCUCCACACUCUGUGUGAUUAUAUCUAUGAGCUGGCAACUACUUUCACAGAAUUCUAUGAUAGCUGCUAUUGUGUGGAAAAAGAUCGGCAGAGUGGAGAAGUACUGAAGGUGAACAUGUGGCGUAUGCUGCUAUGUGAAGCAGUUGCUGCUGUCAUGGCUAAGGGGUUUGAUAUUCUGGGAAUAAAACCUGUCCAAAGAAUGUAAUCCUCCUAAGGUCUGAACACUGUGUGUUUUCACCAAAGUGGCCAUUAGCAUUGUUUGCUUUUUUACAAUCAUGUGGAUACAAAAACAAGUAAAAGGAAUUUAUCAACUAUCUA
Odocoileus virginianus texanus is the source of this 1961-nucleotide messenger RNA. NCBI's taxonomy places the organism in Eukaryota, Metazoa, Chordata, Mammalia, Artiodactyla, Cervidae. The record is from RefSeq and is a predicted model, not a curated record.